This is a messenger RNA of Camellia sinensis, 1539 nucleotides long. Its product is annotated as putative MO25-like protein At5g47540. Gene Ontology annotation, biological process: intracellular signal transduction. The record is from RefSeq and is a predicted model, not a curated record. Gene Ontology annotation, molecular function: protein serine/threonine kinase activator activity. Lineage: Eukaryota; Viridiplantae; Streptophyta; Magnoliopsida; Ericales; Theaceae.
GAGGGGUUAUUUGAUUCUCUCAUUUUCAUAUUUUUUCUAACAAUAGCAUAGCAUAGCAUAGCAUAUAGCAUGUGGGUUUGUAGAGAGAGAAUGAGAGAGAUUGAGAGAGAGAGUCAAACCCAAUCAUAGGAAUCUGUUUGUCAUCGUGCCGAACACAACAAGCUCUGGUGCCGUUGGUGGUUCGGAGCUAUCGUCUCCGGCGCCGGAGCUACCAGAGAAAGGUUUUGGGGGCAAGAGGAAGAUGAAGGGUCUCUUCAAGUCCAAGCCUAAGACGCCGGUUGAUCUGGUCCGUCUCACCCGUGAUCUUCUCAUCUAUGUCGAUCAAAAUCCUGACUCUCGAGAAACCAAGCGCGAAGAGAAGAUGUUGGAGUUAAAUAAGCUUAUUCGGGAGCUAAAGUCAAUUCUUUAUGGAAAUGGUGAAGCUGAACCAGUAUCCGAAGCUUGUGCACAAUUGACCCAGGAGUUCUUUAGAGAGAACACACUGCGUCUAUUAAUUUUGUGUCUUCCAAAAUUGAACUUAGAGGCCCGUAAAGAUGCCACUCAAGUUGUUGCAAAUUUACAAAGGCAACAAGUUCAGUUUCGGCUGAUUGCUUGUGAUUACUUAGAAGCAAACAUAGAUCUAAUGGAUAUUUUGGUGUUAGGUUAUGAGAACACAGACAUGGCUUUACAUUAUGGUACAAUGUUGAGGGAGUGCAUACGUCAUCAGAGCGUUGCAAGAUAUGUUCUGGAAUCAGAAAAUGUGAAGAAGUUUUUUGAUUAUAUACAACUUCCAAAUUUUGAUAUUGCUGCGGAUGCUUCUGCGACUUUCAAGGAACUCUUGACAAGGCAUAAAUCAACUGUAGCUGAAUUUCUUUCUAAAAACUAUGACUGGUUUUUUGCAGAGUAUAACUCAAAACUACUGGAAUCUACCAACUACAUUACCAGGCGACAAGCUAUCAAGCUCUUGGGAGACAUGUUGCUGGAUCGUUCAAAUUGUGCUGUGAUGACACGUUAUGUGAGCUCAAGGGAUAACUUGAGAAUUCUUAUGAAUCUCCUCAGAGAGUCAAGUAAGAGCAUCCAAAUAGAAGCAUUUCAUGUUUUUAAGUUAUUUGUGGCUAAUCAACAUAAGCCCGCGGAUAUUAUUAGCAUACUUCUUGCCAAUAAAACCAAGCUUCUUCGUCUAUUUGCAGAUUUCAAGACAGAUAAAGAGGAUGAACAGUUUGAGGCAGAUAAAGCUCAGGUUAUUAGAGAAAUUCUGGCCCUUGAGCCCUGGGAUCAACCAUGAAUCAGCUCUGUUCAUCUGUUACCAAGCUAAUGGAGAAAGACGAUGACAAGAAAUAGAUGAUGAUGAUGAUGAAGAGAAGUUGGUGCCAUUGUAAUGCGGCACAUAACUGGUGCCAAGUUGAUUGAUUCAGCAAUCUUAUUAAAUAAUUUGAUGAUGUAUAUUAAUUUCUUCUUUGGUAGCAGUUUAUUAAUGUGCUUGGAAAAUCUGGGUACAUUCUUCCCCUAAAGCUCAAAGGCAUCAAGAAUUAGUUAUUUAUCAUAUUUUUUAUUUUUUAA